Messenger RNA from Orbicella faveolata, 2223 nucleotides. RefSeq names its product dermatopontin-like. NCBI's taxonomy places the organism in Eukaryota, Metazoa, Cnidaria, Anthozoa, Scleractinia, Merulinidae. The record is from RefSeq and is a predicted model, not a curated record. Gene Ontology annotation, biological process: collagen fibril organization. Gene Ontology annotation, cellular component: extracellular matrix.
CUGUGAUGUUUGCUUGGUUAUUAAUACACGCGUCUUCUAAACAUGUUAGCUUUACAUAGUCGAUUGUAGUAGUGGCAUCACGCACGUAUAGGAUCAUGGCUUUAGGCCAUAAAUACCCAUCACUUGUAGGAGUUGACAUCACAAAUCAACAGGUGUUGUUUAAGUGUCAUCAUUAUCCGACUUAUCCUGCUUUGUUUUUCUCCGUCUGCUUAGCGCACAACCGUGACGGAACUCAAAGAUUGCCAUGGCAAAAAAGAUGCUGGUUAAGUGGUUGCUGCUGUUAAUGGUAUUUGAAAUGCUGUUGGUUCCUUUUUCUGAGGCAAAACCGUUUUGGACAAGAGGCCGCCGUAGGCGUUGUAGCUCGUCACGGCCAAGUGGAGUAGCAUGGGUCAACUCCUGGCGUCAGUACUUCUCUACCGACUGCCCCAGCAGCUACUCUGUAACGUUUUGGCAAAGCGAGCACCGAAAUUGCAAAGAAGAUCGUAUCCACUAUUUUCAGUGUGGAUAUGGUCCCGUUCGUUAUCGCCAUGGCAACUGCGCAUGGAGCGGUCAUUACGUGAACGACUUUGACCAACUGGUAAAUUACAAGUGUCCCCACAAUGGCUUUAUUACAGGGGUCAGAAGUGUGUACAGUGGACAUCAUCGUGACCGAAGGUUUAACUUCCGUUGUUGUCAUGUGAGUGGUUUAAGAGCACAUUCCUGCCAAACAACUCUUUAUCAGAACCAGUGGGACAAGGAAAUUCGUUACCAGGUUCCCAACGGCUACUUCUUGGUCGGAGUUACCAGUGUUCAUCAUAAUCGUCACGAGGAUCGCCGCUAUAAAUUUGAAAUCUGUCAAUUCAGCAGGGUCUUCGGAAAAUGAAAAUCAUUUCAAAUCAAGGACCAGUGCAAGAAGGCACAUUCUGGACAACGAACAAGACGGCACGCUCUAAAUAAAAUUAAGUGGCGAGACUAUAAGGGCAGCAAUUUAAAGCUUUUAAAUAUGAAUCAAGGGAAAGGUAAUGUGUUCUGCUGAGCGAGGCUGUAUGGUGAUGGGAAAAUAAAGAACUUUGGAAAACUGAUGACUUUCGCUUGUUUUUUAAUCACACAAAAGAAAUUUAAGCGGAAAAAAGAGGGUCUUGAUGCGAGGUCGAAUUGAUUGAGAGCUAAGAAUUUAUCAAAAUUUUCACUGUCAGCUGAGAAAUUAUGCCUUUUUAAGUGAUAACUGAGAUCUGUAAAACUUACCAAUAGCUGCCAAAUGAAAAAAAAUUCAACUGACAACCGAUAAAUCAGCGAAAACAUUCUAAGACCUGCUCCAGAUCGACCCUUGACCAAAUAUGAAAGAAAGCCCCCGCUGUCAGAAAACAUUUCUACGUAUAUACGAAUUUUACUUUGCUUAUAGUUCCAUUUAUAGGUUAAACUAUAAUCUCGUAACCACAUUUCGGGAUAUUUAAUUGGCUCCUUUGACUGUAUUUGAUAAACGCACGCACCGGUUGAAUCAAACAAGCAAAUGUCAUCUGCUAUCCUUUCUUGGUCGUUCGGUUGGUUGUUCAAACCACAAAGAUUAAAUUUUACUCUUAUUCAGAAUAAUUCUGCCCAACACUGCUUCAGGAAUGUUCAUCCGGAACCAUGACUCUUAGCAAGUCUUCUCUGUAUUUUGGAAAAACACAUAAAAUAAAAUAGAUGGUCUGAGAAAUGUCCAUUCGCAUAACCGCUCUCCGAGUUGUUCACGGCCAGUAUGACUAUCAAUUAACCAAAAGUUGAGACGAAAUCCGGUAGGAAAUCGAGCAAUUUCAUCAGCUUUUAAUGGACAAAAAUCUUGUACCAGAAUAACUUUCACGUAUAUUACAGUCCUUUUUGCAUUUUCUAAACGUGUCUAAAACAAAUUCGAACCAUCUGUUAACAGUAUUGGAAACAGGAUUUUGACAGCACUCGCCUCCUCUCUCCCCCCUCCCCCAAAAAAUCUCCGCAAUGACUCACAAACCAUACUCUUGCCAUUUUGCUCAUGUUCUGGUCCAUUUACGAGACGCCUCCUUAGGAUCGUGAACCGAGUUUCCUUUUUUAUCCUCGAUUUUAUCAUCAACUUUUCACUGGAAAAGUUGAAAAUUUACAGAGUAUGUAAAUAACAUGUAAUUAACAUGUAAAUAAUCAAAAAAAGACUGUAAAGAAUAAUUUACAUGAUUUUUCCCCUUUUACAUGUUUUGAAGGUUUCAUGUAAAUAACAUGUAAAUAUUUUAAGUGAAA